AUGGAGUAUUCAAAGGAAGAACUUCCUUACCAAGCUGAUGAAGACCAAUGGAGUCAAGGAGAAGAGAGAGAUUUUUAUCCAAGCUCUGAUAUUGAGGAAGAGACAAACGUUGAAGGAUUCGAUUCUGAAUUUGAAGAUGAACCAGAGCCACCAGACCUUUCAAGAGACAUCACAAGCUACCAAGAAUGGUACAUAGAAGAAACAGACCAAGAGAGUGAGGAUGGAGACUCACGAAUUGGGAAAGAUAAUUCUCAAAGCGAUCAUGAGGAUGAGCAACACAAAAACAACUCAAGGAUUAGAGAAGCCGAAUCUCAAUUUAGCCAUGAAGAAGAAGGUUAUGGAUGUGAACAACACUAUGAAGAUUUCACUCACAAAGGAGAGUUCACUCAUGAGGAUGAGUCCGAAUCAAGCUUUGGAGCUGAAUCAGAUUGUGAAGGACAAGAUCCUGAGCCAGCACGUGAUGAUAUGGGAUUUGAAGCACCAUACUGGAAUUCAUAUGGUUACCCUAGCAAAGAGGCACAUUAUCCCAAUGGAGUCGUACCAGGCCGAGUGCACACAAAUUCAUCCAUUACCAAGCCAUGGAACCAUGCCUACUAUCAUAAUCAGAUUAUCACUUGGGGUGAUCUCAAGCAGCGUAUGUACAAGGAGUUUGUACAAAGGAUUCACAACAAAAGCUACAUUCCCAAGAGACUUAUGUUCCAAACCACUUCAAAGAGUGGGAUGUCUACACCAAACUCGCAGCCUGUUCGUAAUCAGAAGCUACCCUAUGGUUCUGAGCCCAAGAAGGUGAUCUCAAGCACCUUGUCAAAUCAAACAGGAGCUAAGCAAGCAGUUCGGGGUGUUCCAUCAGAGAAGAAGACCUUCUCAGACCAGAAUCAAAACAAAGAGGAGCGUACACUAUCGCUCAUUAAAAACGCUGUCCAAGAAGCUAAGAGUGUCAGUAAAAAAAUUCAGAUCAAAGAGAAGCCACCGGAUGCUCAAUCAAUUCACCAAAUUCGAGGUGAUCAAGUUUUGAGGUCAAAACUUCUUGAAGAUGGAGGAUAUGAUGAGGACAUCCAAACUAUACCAAAUUGGAAGCAAACAAAACUAGCUGGUUUGAGCAUUAAACCAACCGUACUAGACCAUAUUGCAAGUUUUGGAGAGUUUCAGCUUAUCAACAUGUGGUCCAGCCCAAUAUGGAGUUCACACAGUCAUUUGAUCAAUCAAGAAGUCUCAGCUCAUGGAGAAACACCUAGGAGAAGACGCAGAUCGAAACCGUCUUUUAAAUCCAUUAUGCGGAUCUGUUUGGAGGUAAAUAAAGAAAGCUAUCAAGAUACGUUUCCAUACUUCUUAUGGGAAUCAGGAGACACUCUAGAUCAGAUAGAAGCUUUACCACACGAGCCUUGGUGCACCUUACCACACAAGAACCUGCUUAAUCAUUACUUGCCAUUUUUGGAACCAAAUGAGAUCAAUCAGCAACGACUCUUUCUUGGAUAUUGCUGCUGCGUUUUGAAGUCAUAUUCAGUGCAUCUAGAUGUCCCAAGAUCGCAUCACUUUCAGCCCAAGCUUUCAAGACUCAAGCAUCCACAACUUGCCUUAUAUGGACCGAUUUUCUCUUUAAUAUUCCAACGGCUCUCUUAUUUAUUUUCGUGCGAUUUAUUUAUGUUUUUGUAG
This is a messenger RNA of Arabis nemorensis, 1653 nucleotides long. The record is from the annotation of a GenBank genome assembly. Lineage: Eukaryota; Viridiplantae; Streptophyta; Magnoliopsida; Brassicales; Brassicaceae.